Centruroides sculpturatus (bark scorpion) is the source of this 3339-nucleotide messenger RNA. It is a transcript of the gene Abi, whose product is annotated as abl interactor 2-like. NCBI's taxonomy places the organism in Eukaryota, Metazoa, Arthropoda, Arachnida, Scorpiones, Buthidae. Bases 92 to 1348 code for a protein of 418 amino acids. Gene Ontology annotation, molecular function: SH3 domain binding. The transcript has 7 exons. The record is from RefSeq and is a predicted model, not a curated record.
UCUUCCGCCAUCUUGGACGGGUGGAAGAUAACUGUAAGUCGAAGGAAGAUGGAGUGCUAAGUGCCAAAUAACCAAAAUAGAUAAAAUCGCCAUGGCUGAUCUCGUGUCUUUAAUGGAAAACGAAAUUCCGGAAGGUCUUCAGAGUUUGCAAGACAGUCAUACAAAUUUAGAAAAAGUAGCAGAAUAUUGUGAAGCUAAUUAUUAUCAGGCCGACAAUAAAAGAGCCGCUCUCGAAGAAACCAAGAAUUAUACCACACAGUCUCUGGCGAGUGUCGCUUAUCAAAUAAAUACAUUGGCAUACAAUGUUCUACACAUGUUGGAUUUGCAAACAACACAAUUGGCAGAAAUGGAAUCACAGAUCAAUCAUAUUGGCCAGACUGUAAUGAUUCAUAAAGAAAAAGUUGCUCGACGUGAAAUAGGUAUUCUCACUACAAAUAAAAAUACCUCUCGUCAGCAUAAAAUUCUCGCUCCUGCCAAUCCCGAACGUCCGAUCAAAUAUAUACGAAAGCCGAUUGACUACACCGUUCUCGACGACAUUGGUCACGGAGUAAAAAUGAUAAGCAACACUCCCCGUUCAAAGCGUACGCUCGGACCCGGAUCUCAGAGUCACAUAAACGGAGGCAGUGCCGGACCGGCACCGACGACCAAGCCGCCCACUCCUCCCCAACCAGUUCGUGCGGGUGGAAGUCUGUCGAGAGGAUCGAAAGAGUACCGUACGCCGGCUCCUCCCAUCGCUCCUCCUCAGGUACCUAGUAAUUAUGCUCCUAACUAUCCGAUCGGUCAUCCCCGAUCUCAAGAAUCCAGGCGAGGGAGUGGUUAUUCGACUCUUCCCAUCGUCGCUUCACAUUCUCAGAAUAUUCAACAGUCUCAACCACAGAUAGGAAUGGUGCAUCCCAUAACCCACCACCAACAGCACACAAUGACCAUCAAUCCUCCUUCGCCGAUUCCACCUCCACCACCACCAGAGAUGUCAUCCGUAAAUUUAACCGACAGUCUGCCCGAACCUCCUAUACAUUUGUCGGGAAAUGAUUUUGAGCACAGUGGAAACGUAUCUCCUCCUUUACCUCCUCCUCCACCCGAAGACGAAGGGAUGUACAAUUAUAAUCCUCUCUCCUCUCCGAAUUUUCUACGAAAUCGAAGCGAAGAAGAUCCCAGUUGGGUUCCCAAAAACUAUCUUGACAAAGUUGUUGCGAUUUAUGAUUAUGCCGCCGAUAAGGAAGACGAACUUUCGUUCUCAGAAAAUUCAGUGAUUUACGUAAUCAAGAAAAACGAUGAUGGAUGGUACGAAGGAGUGAUGGAUGGAGUUACCGGUCUGUUUCCUGGUAACUAUGUAGAACCUUGUUUGUGAUCAAUACGAACAUUUUGAGGUCAAAAAGUUGUUUUGUGGGUCUUCGUUACGAAGUGGAUUGUGUGUAAUGCUCCUCUGCGUGUAUGAAAUGUGACUGCUAAGUCAAGUCAUAGUAUUAAAAUUAUUUACUUGUUUUAAUGAUCAGAAAAUAUGUACACAAUAUUUAUUAUAAUUUGUUACAUUUUAAUAGCAUUUUUUUUCUAAAUGACUCAAACAAAUUGUAGAAAAUUGCAAUCAUAACAUUUUAUUUGAACACAUGGACAUAUAAAUUGAUGAUUACUUUGAUAUUGUAAAUAUCAAAAUGAUUUAUUUUUCUCUUCUAACAUCAUUUAUUCUUUUUCUUUCAUAUUAAUACCUUUAAUUUAUUACUUAAUAUGACAAGCAUUAUACCAGAGAUUUGAUCAACUAGUAAAGUAUGAUCAUUUUGGUUUAUGAUUAUGUAUAGCAUUCAUACUUUGCAGUGUGUUCUUCCAAUUUUUCUCUCUGAUGGAAUGAUCUAGCCAAAGUAUGCGCUGGACUUUCGAUCUGUAGCAUAGUUUUCUGGCUUUUCCUGACAAAUACUUUGGCAUUUCGAUGCAUAUGUGGUAUGGACUCGCAUGCCUCGUAAGUCUUGUCAUUCACUAACUUUCCUAGUCUUGUGAAAGGUUAGUAUUUGUACUGUUUGUCAAAAAUGUAAUUGACGGAGGUUUUUCAAACAAUUUUAUAAAAUGAACAUUUUUCUUUUCAAGAAAACGGACCAAAUUUCUUUUUCUUAAUUUCAGUUUGUAAGGACCUUUUUCAAUAGAUCUUUCAAGUAUCUUUCCAUUCAAUGCUGAUGUUUAAACUUCUUGAUCCUAUUCUGAUUAUGUGUUCUAUAAAAGUGUAUAUUUAUGUAAAAUAUUUAUUUGAUUGUUUAAUUUUUCUUUACAUAUUGUAUGAAUCAUUUAAAAGCUUUGCUAAUCAAUCAAGCAUCACAAUCAUUGUUUUUUUCAGUAAGUGUUUUUUCUUAAUUCUUAUUUGAGAAAUUCCAAUAUUUUAAAUUGUGCUUUAACAACUUGUGCAAGUUUUUUUAGUUUUAAAUCUCUCUCAUUUUUACUCUGUUAAAUGUGUGAUACAGAGUUAAGAUUUUCAAGUAUCCUUUAGAGAAAUUUUCAUAGAAAAUAAAGGACAGUGUGUUUUAUUUUCUGAAGCUAUUUUAGUUUAUAGUAUUGUAACCUUUUUGAUUACUUUUUAUAAACCAAAGGAUAAAUAUUUGUAAAAAUUAUGAAUACUAUAUUAGAUUUAUGAUAAAUUCAUGUAUUAAAUAUUAUGUAUAUUACAAUAUAUAAAUUAUAUGAUUAUUUAAUCGUUUUAGGUGUAUUAUUUUGUAUUUUUUGUUUAGCGCAUAAGCCCAAGUUUAAAUGUGUCUAGAAGGGAAUAAUCGGUCGGAUGUCCCUGAAAUGUAACUGGUCAGUGCACCACACAAUAAGCGGAGAUACAGGUUUGAAUCCUGCUCUUGGCCAAUUUUCUUCCAGUCUAUUCUAAAAUGAAAUCAAAUUUUAGUUAUUACUUUUGUUAAGGGAUGGCAUGUAACAUUUACCUCUAAUUUGUUAUCAAAUAAUUUCUAAGUAUUAUUUGUAGCAUGAUAUUGCCCGAUUAAUUUGGCUGAAGUUCAGUUGAUUAGCCCAUAAAUUUAAUGGGGGGAAUAUCACUUAAUUUUACUUUCUAUUCAGUAACUGACUACUGACUGUUUUUUGUAUACAGGGUUAAAUUACAUAUUAUAUAACUUUAUUAAAAUAGGGAAAAUAAUAUUUUUCUUAUUGUAAUUAAACACUUCUUUAUCAUUUUAAAGUCAUGAUGUUUCACUAUUCAUUGUUUGACAGUUGUCACUUGCUCAAGGUCAUUCCAGUUAUAUUAUUUAAAACUUUGCGAAAAAUCCAAGUAUUAUCAUACACAUACGAAAAAAUUCACAGAUAUACAUUACUUUGUUUGUAGUGAAGUUUCUUUUUCUAGUGUAAAAAAUUUCCCCAAAA